Messenger RNA from Eucalyptus grandis, 1839 nucleotides. RefSeq lists its product as uncharacterized. The record is from RefSeq and is a predicted model, not a curated record. The transcript has 2 exons. Gene Ontology annotation, biological process: xanthophyll cycle. Lineage: Eukaryota; Viridiplantae; Streptophyta; Magnoliopsida; Myrtales; Myrtaceae. Gene Ontology annotation, molecular function: violaxanthin de-epoxidase activity. The coding region runs from base 57 to 1664 and encodes 535 amino acids.
GCCGUUGGUUAGUAUAAUCGCGCCACGUUCUUUCGUUCUUCUCCGGACAACGCAAGAUGUCUCUCGAAAUUGCCAGCUUGAGAGCCGGUCUCCGCCGCCUCCCGGCCUGCCCCGCCGCCGCUCCGUCGCCGCCGCCGACGUUCCGCCGCCGUGGAGCUCCCAAUUCCUGCAGCCCGAGCCUCCGUCGCGCCGGAGCUCCUUCCCCGGCGGCGCGAGCCGCGAGGGCGGUCGUGGAGACGAAAGAGCGCGCGGCGACGGAGGCCGCCCCUAGCCCGCCGCCGGUGAGGAUCGUCGCCGUCGUCGGAGAAGGCGCGUCGAGCCCCCUCAAGGGCGCGACGUGGAGCGAGGUCAUGCUGCACACUGCAAAGAGACUGAAAUGGGUUGAUGAUGGAUUUGAAAUGCAUGUGUUUACAGAUAAUUUCUGCCAAUUUAAGGAUCAGGCAUCUGCAAAACUUCAGGAGGAACUGAGACAUGCGGACAUUUUGGUUAUCAUUGCGGUAACAAGUCAGGAAUCAGUCAAGUGGAUUGAGAGAAACAGCAAAAAUAUCCAGAACAUAAUUAGCUUCGAUUCAUCCCCAGGUUUAAGUAACAAGCUAGGUGGAUCAGUUGUUCAAACUGAAACAAAAGGGACCAUUUUUGGGAAACUGGUGGGAACAUUUGAAUCAAAGCAAACCAAAGAGACCAGUGAUGUGAUUGAAACAAUAUCGGAGGCCUGGAUGCGUCGCAAUUCUGAUGAUAUAAGGUUCUGUUUGUUGAUUGUAAUCAAUGCUUACAUAAGGCCAGUUCCAAUUCUAAAAAACCUGAGGUCAAAGGGUUUUUCUACAUUGAACUGCAUGGUGAAGAACUGCGGGCCUCAGAUAUUGAACUGCCUCCUGGAUCCCAAUUGUAGAAAGGCUCUUCAGUGCUUGAACCAAUGUAGUCCUGUGGAUCAGGUUUGCAACUACAGAUGUAUUGCAUCAUAUGAGAGCCCGAAUUUGGAAGCAUUUUCUUUGUGUGUUCUGCAGAAGAAUAAUUGUCUCGAGUUGGAUGCUGCAAUCCCUGAAAAACCAUACAUCCCUCCCAUGGUUAAGUUUCGAGGCGAGAACAUCUGCCACGAAUCUGCAGAAGAUCUCUUCGUGGGAUGGUUAGGUAAUCUUGAUUGGAGUUGGCGUGUUGUAGCUGGUCAAAACCCAGCUUAUGAUCAAUUCCCGUGCCAGUACCAGCUAUUUUACAGAGGAAAAGCGAAGGGGUCCUUUUGGUAUGAGCCAGUUUUUCAGGUGAGAACUCUGGAGGGAAAGAUGGUUUGGAGGAGGCGCAGGUACCGGGUCAAGAGAGGCAAGAUCCCAGGGACGUUUUACUUCAGUGUUUUGGACAAUGGAGUGGUUUCGAACGAGUUCUGGACUAUUGUCGAUGUGUCUGAUGAUCUCAGCUGGGGUUUGUUUCACUACAGUGGUGCAGCACGAGUCGCAGGGCAGUCCUAUACUGGUGCAGUGCUUGUGAGUCCAGAUGGGCAGUAUCCGAAGGAGACGGAUGAUGGUCGGCUAGCGUCGGCGCUCGAGAACUGUGGAAUAAAAGAUUGGGAGCUCUAUGCCGUCGACAACUGCUCAUGUCUUGAUCCUCCGCUCGGGAUACCGGAAGGUUCGAGCUUGCAUUGUGUGAUUCAAGUGGACAAGCCGAAGUUGUAGAAAGACAGCUGAAGCUGUAUCAGAAAGCCUUCUACAACAUUAUCAUAUUGUUGAAUAGAAUUAAUAGGUCUGUGGUAAGAUAUGUGGAUUUGGAUAUAUUAAAUGCUUUGAGGUCAUAUAAUACUGUAGAAUCAAUUUUUACAAAUAAAUCCUCAUUGCCUUCCCGGGUCAUACA